AACAAAAAAGAGAUUCGUACACUUAACAAGCUAGCAAACUUAAUCGGUCGUCUUAAGCAGUAGCAGCAAAUACUGCGCCAUUUUGAUGGCUAUUUCACCUGAAUCCAUGCCAGAAAAUCCAAUUGAUUUCCGAGCCCCGCCGCCCUCUCCUAUCGCCUCUGGCCGAAGAUCAUCCGUGACCAAUGAUGAAGUCCUAACUGAGUUUCUUGAGCACUCACUACGUGUUCCGGAUUUGAUUUUACCUGAUAAGAUAUUUCCAAGACAGAAAAUUGUCGAAACACCCCCAAGAAUUGAUUGUCAAUCACUGAUUGCUGGGGAAAGUGAUUCAGUUCUGAGGAUGCUGGAUUCAAUAGCAAGAAUUGGGUGCUUUCAACUAGUUAACUUUGGAAUUUCAAGUGAAUUUAUAAGGUUGGCGUCGGUCACAGCAGCCGGAAUCUUUCAGCUGCCUCCUGAAAAGAAGGAGGCAGUCUCGAGGUCACUGGAGAGGCCAUAUGGAUUCGAGGAAGUUCAUGGUGAUCAUCAGGAGGCCGAGAGUGAAGUAAGUGAAGAGUUUGUGUGGUGUAAAGAUGAGAGUUUGAAGUUGGAUAUGGAGGGAAUAUGGCCAACUGGAUAUUCAAAUUUCAGCAAGAAAAUGGAGACCCUUUCAUCUGAUAUAGAGAAAGUGGCCAGGAAAAUCCUCCAAAUUCUCCAUGAAAAUUGUGCGAGGAAAUCAAUGUAUGGAAAUGAUAUGAUGCAGAGGCAAGAUCUCAUUGGCUCAGUCUGUUGCCUAUACAAGCAUGGACGUAACUUUCUGGCUGAUCAAUGGGCUAGCUCCUUGGGAUAUGAUGUGAUGAGAAUGCUAAUAAGAGGAACUGAUUACUCUCAUGCCUUGUGCUUGCAUGUAUGUGAUGGUUCAUCUGAAUUUCAUGUUUACUCCAAGAAAGGCUGGGUGUCUUUCUGCCCAGAUAAAGAUGCAUUGAUUGUCACAGUUGGAGAUCGAACACAGGUUUGGAGUGGCGGCCAGUACAAGCAUGUUUUCGGAUGGCCAAUCUUUAAAGGUGAGGAUAAGGACAGCAUUUCAAUGGCUUUUCUCUAUUCUCCUCCAAGCAGCAAUAGUAGCAGCUCCAAAACCAGCAAGGGGAAGACUGUUUCGCUUGGCCAACAAGCUAUUUUGGCUAUAAUUUUGACUCUUGUAUGCCAUUUCUUAGUUUAUUUUUAUAAGGAAGUUUGAUGCUAUCAAAAAAUGCUGAUGGGCUCAUCCAUUCAGUUUUGGUUC
Messenger RNA from Populus nigra (black poplar), 1255 nucleotides. Its product is annotated as flavonol synthase/flavanone 3-hydroxylase-like. The record is from RefSeq and is a predicted model, not a curated record. Lineage: Eukaryota; Viridiplantae; Streptophyta; Magnoliopsida; Malpighiales; Salicaceae. The transcript has 3 exons. Bases 86 to 1210 code for a protein of 374 amino acids.